UAAGAAAUCGAAGCUCGAUUCAUUGUUCUUCUCUCUCUCCGCUUCCUUCGAAAAUGGGCGGUCACAGAUCCACGUCAGCACCCGCCGGCGCCGGCGCCUCCUCCGCCUCCUCGUUCAUCUCAGCCUUCUGCUCCGCUUCUCUCCGCCGCAAGACUUUGCCGGUGGGACCCACGGAUAGUCGGAGCGAUGACCUAGUUCGAGGAUUGGGGCUCGUCGAUCUCGUCCUUAUCGGUAUCGGUGCUUCGAUAGGCGCCGGAAUCUUCGUCGUCACCGGCACCGUAGCACGUGAUGCCGGCCCUGGUGUUACAAUUAGUUUUGUUCUUGCUGGAGCUGCAUGUGUACUCAAUGCUCUUUGCUAUGCCGAGCUAUCAUCACGUUUCCCUCCUGUUGUUGGUGGCGCUUACUUGUAUACAUAUACUGCUUUUAAUGAGCUUACGGCCUUUCUUGUCUUUGCCCAGCUAAUGCUGGAUUACCACAUAGGGGCAGCGAGUAUUGCACGCAGCUUAGCUAGCUACCUUGUAUCGUUUUUAGAGCUCUUUCCUUUCUUAAAAGGACACUUCCCUAGCUGGUUUGGCCAUGGAGGUGAAGAGUUCUUUGGAGGAGUUGUGUCCAUCAACAUACUAGUUCCAAUUCUUCUAACUCUUUUGACAGUAAUUCUAUGUUAUGGUGUUAAAGAAUCAUCUGCAGUGAAUUCAUUUAUGACUGCAACAAAGGUGCUCAUUGUCGUAUUUGUUGUUCUGGUUGGUGCCUUUGAGGUUGAUGUAUCAAAUUGGUCACCUUUUGCUCCUAAUGGUAUUAAAGCUGUUGUUACCGGAGCAACGGUAGUAUUUUUUGCAUAUGUCGGGUUUGAUGCAGUUGCAAAUUCUGCUGAGGAGUCAAAAAGACCACAGAGAGACUUGCCCAUUGGCAUACUUGGGAGCCUUGUUGUAUGUAUACUGCUAUAUGUUGCCGUCUGCUUGGUCAUAACUGGGAUGGUUCCGUAUCAAUCUCUUGGUGAAGAAGCUCCUCUUGCUGAAGCUUUUACUGGUAAAGGAUUGAAGUAUGUGUCUGUUUUAAUUAGCAUCGGCGCAGUUGCAGGUCUGACUACAACAUUGCUUGUUGGCCUGUAUGUUCAGUCUCGUUUGUAUCUUGGACUUGCAAGGGAUGGUUUGCUACCUUUAAUUUUCUCCAAAGUGCAUCUGACUAGGCACACUCCCAUCCAUUCGCAGAUCUGGGUUGGUUGUGUUGCUGCUGUCUUGGGUGGUCUCUUUAAUGUGCACAUGCUCUCUCACAUUCUUUCAGUUGGGACCCUGACUGGCUAUUCUGUAGUAUCCGCUUGUUUGAUAACUCUCCGCUGGAAAGAUAAGCCUGCGAGCCAAGUUUGUGGGAGGUGCAUUUCAAACUGGCUUGAAGGCACCAUCUGUCUUCUUAUAGUUGCCUGUUGUGGCUUUUCAGCUGGCCUCUGCUAUCGCUUUGAUGCCUCAUUUAUCUUGUUGCUGCUUUUCAUAUUUGUAGCAUUUCUUGCUGCAGCUGCACUUCAUUUUCGGCAGGUUUAUAUGGACCCCCCUGGUUUUUCAUGUCCUGGAGUCCCUACUGUGCCAGUUGCCUCCAUCUUUUUUAAUAUCUUCUUAUUUGCACAGCUACAUGAAGAAGCAUGGUAUAGAUUUGUCAUCAUCAGCUUCAUCUCAAUUGCAGUUUAUGCCAUCUAUGGGCAGUACCAUGCGAAUCCAGCAACUUCGAAUCAAUCAGUGGACUACCAUAGGGUUUCGUUGGAGGAAGCCUAAUUAUGGCAACUUUAUUUAAUUAUGUAAGGUACGAGGAAAUCACAUGAAUCCCCUAUUAUAGUCAUUCUCAAUGAUUCCAUAGAUUAUGGGUGUUGAAGCAUUGCAAGCCUGCCAGAGAAUCAAUUAAAAAGAGAAGGUAAAGUUCAGUUGGACACAAUAAUAUACUUGUCAUAUAUAGACAUGUACAAUAACAGCUUUGAAGGUAGAUAGUAAGUUACUUGUAUCUUGUAUCUACUGUAAAAUAUUCUUACAGUGUUCAUUGGAAGGCGUUGGCAACAAAAAAUUAGUUUAAUGGCAUAAUUGAACGCUUUAUAAGUUCCUUUAUAUCAGUUCCCUAUAGUUAUCGCAACUUUAUGUGUGAGGAAUUCACCUGAAUCCUCAGUGGUACUCAUUUCUCAAUGUCUCCAUAAAUUCUGGAUGUUGAAGUCACUUGAAGCCGGUCAGAUUAUCGAAGAGGAGGUAAAUUUCUGUUGAAUGCAGUAUACUUGUCAUAUGUAGAUAUGUACGAUGACAUCUUUGAAGAACGAUUGUAAUUUACUUGUAUAUAUAUAAGAGGAGGUAAAUUUCUGUUGAA
This is a messenger RNA of Asparagus officinalis (garden asparagus), 2337 nucleotides long. Its product is annotated as cationic amino acid transporter 9, chloroplastic. Gene Ontology annotation, molecular function: amino acid transmembrane transporter activity. Gene Ontology annotation, cellular component: membrane. The record is from RefSeq and is a predicted model, not a curated record. Gene Ontology annotation, biological process: amino acid transport; transmembrane transport. The coding region runs from base 54 to 1763 and encodes 569 amino acids. NCBI's taxonomy places the organism in Eukaryota, Viridiplantae, Streptophyta, Magnoliopsida, Asparagales, Asparagaceae. The transcript has 8 exons.